Messenger RNA from Penicillium daleae, 570 nucleotides. RefSeq lists its product as uncharacterized. The transcript has 2 exons. Lineage: Eukaryota; Fungi; Ascomycota; Eurotiomycetes; Eurotiales; Aspergillaceae. The coding region runs from base 1 to 570 and encodes 189 amino acids. The record is from RefSeq and is a predicted model, not a curated record.
AUGGCAUACUGCUGCGCAAGCGGCUACAAUUUAUGGACCAGUGGCUAUACUCUCCCGGGCAUGUCCGAGGCAUGCUAUCGGACUUUCAAUGAUAGCACUCCUACUACCAUCGCACCGACGGCAGCAAACUUUACAACCAGCGGAGACUUGCCACUAUUUACGAGUGGGAUUAUCGCGCAUCAACCAUACACAAUUACGUGGGACAUAUCGGACACACAUACCAUGACACCGUCACUUCCACUGUUGACACAUAGCAUGCUCGUCCCUACAUGGAAACCCGGCGAGAAAGUUCCUGCGGGGAAGUACGACAGAUACGGCAGUGACAGUAUAGAUGCGCCAGACGGUGUGAAUUUGCUACCUUUAUUCCAUUUUCUUGUCAUCGGGCUUCCUCUGAUUGGAGUGGCGCUUUUAUCGUGCUGUAUUUGGUGUGGAUUCCGUGCUCGGGAUAAGACCUGGAAGAAGAGGAUGAAGCAGCAAGAGAUUGAACUCACGGCUAAAUUCGCAAAUGCGAAGCCUAAGGAACAGGAGACUACUCAGGUCGCUGAGAAUGGCAGCCAGCCGGGUAUUUAA